GUUCUCCUGCGUGUGAUGUCAGCAGGGGGCGGAGGAGGAGGAUGGGGGGGCUCCUCCUGCACCAGCGAUGCUCCGCUGCCCAAUGACAGAGCAGGAUGUUCCGGGAGGCUGCUGGCUGAAUGGAGGCGACAAGAUGCUGUCCACGGCGACGAUUGACACAGAAACAGAUCUGAUGCUGACGUGUCCUUCCUGCUGACGCCUGACUGAGUCACCCAUGUGUACUUCUGAGUGUCUGAGCAGCCUCAUUCCAGCGUGCCCCUGUUAAGGACCCCUGGUGGCUGCGCCGCUGAUUCACAGGAAAUGUACGGCAGUGCCAGAGCUGUAGGUCAUAUCGAGAGCAGCCCCGCGCGGUCCCCGCGCCUGCCAAGGUCCCCCAGAUUGGGCCAUCGCAGGGCCAACAGUGGGGGUGGGGGUGGUGCGGGGGGCAAGACGCUCUCCAUGGAGAACAUCCAGUCCCUGAAUGCUGCUUACGCUACUUCAGGGCCCAUGUACCUAAGUGACCACGAGGCUGUGGGCUCCACUGCCACGUACCCGAAAGGCACAGUGACUCUGGGCCGCGCCACCAGCCGGGCCAUGUACGGGGGCCGCGUCACAGCCAUGGGCAGCAGUCCUAACAUUGCUUCUGUGGGGCUGCCCCACGGUGACCUUCUGUCUUACAGUGACCUGGGCUCCCUCUCCAUGCUGCACUCCCACCACCACCAGGGGGUGCCCUCCGCCCUGCUGAGGCAGGCGGUGCGAAGCAGUGGGGGGGAGCUGCUGGAGAUGCAGGCCCAGCUCAGAGAUAUGCAGAGGGAGAAUGAGCUGCUGCGCAGGGAGCUUGACCUGAAGGACAGUAAGUUGGGAUCAUCCACUAACAGCAUCAAGAGCUUCUGGAGCCCGGAGCUGAAGAAGGAGCGCAUCAUGAGGAAGGAGGAAGCGGCUCGGACCUCCAUCUUAAAGGAGCAGAUGAGAGUCACUCACGAAGAGAACCAGCUGAUGGAUGCCAGGAGAACUAAGCAUCUCCAGAUGACGAUCCAGGCUCUGCAGGACGAGCUGCGCACCCAACGGGACCUCAACCACCUGCUGCAGCAGGAGAGCGGGAACCGGGCCGCCUCGGAUCACUUCACCACCAUUGAGCUGACCGAGGAGAACUUCCGCAGGCUGCAGGCCGAGCAUGACCGACAGGCCAAGGAGCUGUUUUUGCUGAGGAAAACCCUGGAGGAGAUGGAGCUGAGGAUCGAGACCCAGAAACAGACGCUGGGCGCCCGGGACGAGUCCAUCAAGAAGCUGCUGGAGAUGCUUCAGAGUAAAGGGCUGCCGUCCGGACCUGGCCGGGCUUCUGACGAGGAGGAGCAGGAGAGGAGCCGGCGCAUUGCUGAAGCAGAGGCUCAGCUAGGUCACCUGGAGGUCAUACUGGAUCAGAAGGAAAAGGAAAACAUCCAUCUUAGAGAGGAACUGCACAGGAGAAACCAACUGCAUCAGGAUCCAAGUAAGACUAAGGCCCUGCAGACCAUCAUAGAGAUGAAAGACACCAAAAUCGCCUCCUUGGAGCGCAACAUCCGAGAUCUGGAGGAUGAGAUUCAAAUGCUGAAGGCCAACGGUUUGCUCAACUCAGAGGACCGAGAGGAGGAGAUCAAACAGAUGGAGGUCUACAAGAACCACUCCAAGUUCAUGAAGACGAAGAUCGACCAGCUGAAGCAGGAGCUGUCAAAGAAGGAGUCGGAGCUGUUGGCUCUGCAGACCAAGCUAGAGACCCUGAACAACCAGAACUCAGACUGCAAACAGCACAUCGAGGUGCUCAAAGAGUCUCUCACUGCCAAAGAGCAACGAGCUGCCAUCCUGCAGACGGAGGUGGACGCGCUGCGUCUGCGUCUGGAGGAGAAGGAAUCCUUCCUGAACAAGAAGACGAAGCAGCUGCAGGACCUGACGGAGGAGAAAGGAACUCUUGCUGGAGAAAUCAGGGACAUGAAGGACAUGUUGGAAGUCAAAGAGAGGAAGAUUAAUGUGCUGCAGAAAAAGAUUGAGAAUCUUCAGGAACAGUUGAGAGACAAAGACAAGCAGCUGGGGAACCUGAAAGACAGAGUCAAGUCUCUGCAGACCGACUCCAGUAACACUGACACUGCCCUGGCCACGCUGGAGGAGGCGCUAUCAGAGAAGGAGAGAAUAAUCGAACGUCUAAAGGACCAAAGAGAGAGAGAAGACAGAGAACGCCUGGAGGAAGUGGAUCUAUAUAAGAAAGAAAACAAGGACCUGAAGGAGAAAGUGAACAGCCUGCAGAUAGAAUUAACUGAAAAGGAGUCCAGUCUCAUCGAUUUAAAAGAACACGCCUCCUCGCUGGCAUCGUCCGGCCUCAAGAAAGACUCCAAGCUCAAGUCGCUGGAGAUUGCCAUUGAGCAGAAAAAAGAGGAGUGUAGUAAGUUGGAGACGCAGUUGCAGAAGCAAGCUGAGCAGCUUUUCAGUCAGAUGAACAAUCCUAAAGCCCACGAGGUGGAGCAUCAGACCGGGCCCAGGGGGAACCCCGAGUAUGUCGACCGAGUCAAACUGCUGGAGAAAGAGGUGAACUACUACAAAGAUGAAGCCAACAAGAGCCAGGCCGAGGUGGAGAGACUGCUGGACAUCCUGCGAGAGGUGGAGACGGAGAAAAAUGACAAGGACAAGAAGAUCGCAGAGUUGGAAAGUCCCCCACCCUUUGCCCCACGUCCAACCCCUCGUCCCAGUGGCAGAGCCCCUCCUGACCCGCUCCCUUCUGUGUCCGCUGCCCCCCAGCAGAUAGGGGGCAUGGUGUGGGAUUUCCUGGGAAAGCAAGGAGGCAAAGAGCAGAAUAAGAAGGGCUCCAACAUUAAACUGGGACCACAGGGCGACAAAAAAAUCUUAGGUCAGGACCCACGUAAGGACGGCUCCCUGGAAGGUGUCAAGUUGGAGGAGCUGAUGAACACGUUGGAGCGAACAAGACAAGAGCUGGACUCCACCAAGCAGCGCCUCUCGUCCACGCAGCAGUCUCUGCAGGAACGGGACUCGCACCUCACCAACAUGAGACAAGAGCGACGGAAACAGCUGGAGGAGAUCCUGGAGAUGAAACAACAAGCUCUACUGGCAGCCAUCAGUGAGAAAGAUGCCAACAUCGCUCUCCUGGAACUGUCAGCCUCGAAUAAGAAGAAGACUCAAGAAGAGGUGAUGGCGCUGAAGAGAGAGCGGGACAAGCUGAUGCACCAGCUCAAGCAACACACACAGAGCAGGAUGAAACUGAUAGCAGACAACUAUGAAGAUGAGCAGUACCACCCUCACGGCCCUCACCAUCCUCCGUCUCAGCCUCAGACGCAGUACCCCCACCCUCCUCACGCCCAGCAGGCUCAGUAUCCACACGGCCCUCACCCGCAGCAUCAGCCACACCCGCAACACCCUCAGCACCCUCCACACCCCCAGGGUCCCCAGCAGCACCCUCACCCGCAGCAGCCGCAGAUGCCCUAUCCACACGCUCCUCAUCCACAGCAGCACCCUCCGCACAGCCAACCUCCGCCGCAGCAUCAGCAGCACCCACGUCAACCCCAGCCCCAGCUCCAGCACCCACCCCAGCACCCUCACGGACACCCUCCUCCUCAGCAGCCGCACGGCCCUCCACAGCCGGGGCCACACCCACAACACCCACACCCGCAGCACCCACAGCACCCGCAGCACCUUCAACACGCCCCGCAGCCGCAUCACCCACAGCACCCGCACCACGCUCAGCAUCCACGCCACCCGUCCCCCCACCACCGUGGAGGACCAGCACGAGGACCCCCACACGCCGGCCAUCGCCCUUCUCCAGACCAGGACGAUGAGGAAGGAAUCUGGGCAUAAUCCUGCUGCAACAACCAAAGCGCCAAAAUUGAUUUGAGGGAAGAGUGGGUCACUACUGGAGGAGCACAGCCACACCAUGAUGAUGCAACACAAGCCAAACAACAUGGAGUCAACUAAACAAUUGGACCUAAAACUUGAGAGGGAGAAGAGAGGAUUUGAGGUGUUCUGGUCAGACGUGGGGGGGGCUGACAGCUGAGCAGAUUCCCGCUCGUCUGGCGCCGCCUCUCUCCCAAGACUGCCGCUGACAUCAGGCCAGUCCCCGUCCUGCGUCCAUCCCUUGGUGAACAGUUGACCAUCACGGUGACUGACUCCCGUCCUCACUGCCCUGCAGACCCACCUGGUGACAUCACAAACUGGCUUUUCUGACUCCAAGUGUGCAGUCUCUCCUCACGACAGUUGUCCCUGACACUCAGCGAAUCCAUUUUUCCCGUCACAAAAGACAUUUUCUGGUUCUGUUUUUCUGUUGGCAAACGAAAGAGCGACCAACUCUCUGAUGAUUUAGCCUUGAACGCAGCACAGAGGGCUCCCCUGACUGCACGAGCUUCUGAGGCUCAAACCCGUGGCUGCCGUCAAAGUUUUCCAUUCACGUUACCUCAUUUUGUCGACGAUUAAUCUAUGCAGCUGUCGGAAUAGAGUGGAAGGUUUUGUUUGUUUCAUUUCCCAUUUCUUCGACGACGAGCAUGACGAGUGUUUGGGAGACUAUGCACCCGCGCACCUCCUCGUAUUGCAGAAAUAUUAACUCAUAUUAUGGUGCUUCUGCUGGUGCUGAAACUAAACGGUGUCAGAAGGUCACGGACAUGAAAAGAGACUCGGUCCAACAACUGUACAAAGAACAAUUUUGCACAUAGAGUUUCACUACAGUUUUGUGGGCAGCUCCUGAGUCCCACAGAGGCGUGACUCUCCCAUUUAACCACCACUAUAGACUGUGAAGUGGAGUUCUGUAGACGUCCCUGUUCUGCAGGUCUAGUUGUGCCAUCGACACCAACAGUAGUCGCCCAUGUGAUUCUCCUCCCAACGCUAGCCCCAAAAAAAAGAAAAAAAAAAAAAACCUGGAGACUCCUUCUCCACAAGGUGGCCUCAUAUGAAGAAGAAAAUACUGUACACAUAUAUGAAAGAUAUGCAUAUAUUAUACACAUAGAGAGAAAUCUAUAGAGUGUGUCUAUGCGUGGUCAGAAAAUCGUUUUGAAGAUUCUAUAUGUUUAUUCUUAAUGGUUAUUUUUCUAAAGGGUUGAGGAGAUCAUGAGAAGAAUACAGUAACAUUCCCAGUGUUAAAAAAAAAUAAAUAACAGCCCAAAAAUGUUCAUAGAGUAGAAGGAAGAAUCCAAAUCCACUUUAGAGAUUAACAUUCCUUUGUGGGUGUGGAAGCUCUCUUGAAGACCACUCGGCCUGUGGUGACUGUUGCAGCUCACAUAAGUAGAAACUGCUGUUAGUAGCGGAGACACUUGCACUUGUGAGUGAGUGUGUGCGAGUGUGUGUGUGAGGACUAUCGCGGACAACAUCCAAGUGGAGGUUUGAGUGACUCUGUCCAGAUGCAUUUCCUUCAGUGUUUGUCGUCGUUGUCGUCCUGUAAACAGAAGUGGUGACGUACUUGACUGUGUCAGCUGGUUAUAGCUAGAUUUAAAAAAAAAAAAACAAAACAAAAAAACACAA
Molecule: messenger RNA, 5466 nt
Organism: Synchiropus splendidus (mandarinfish)
Lineage: Eukaryota; Metazoa; Chordata; Actinopteri; Syngnathiformes; Callionymidae
Gene: erc2
Product: ELKS/RAB6-interacting/CAST family member 2
Exons: 21
Coding region: 301-3816 (1171 amino acids)
Biological process (GO): maintenance of presynaptic active zone structure; regulation of synaptic plasticity; neuromuscular synaptic transmission
Cellular component (GO): cytoskeleton of presynaptic active zone
Molecular function (GO): structural constituent of presynaptic active zone
Source: RefSeq, a predicted model, not a curated record